GUGAGGAGCUGACAGGGACACAGGGACAGAAGGAAAGAGUUAGCAUAAGGAAGAGUUAAUACAAGACAUAGGGGAGAAGAAUCUAUAGGAGGGAAGAGCUAGGGAAGAGGAGAAGCAGGCUGAUUAGAAAGGCAUAAGGCAAGUGUAAUAAGAGGGAGGGAAAGAGAGGGGAAGAGAGAAUUCACAAAUUAACUUGCAGAGUAAAAGUGAGAACAGACGUAGUGACAGAGUGAAACGUGGGAAGCAAAGAGAGAAAGAGAGGGGGAAAUAAUUAAAUAGAUGGACUUAGUGUUUGCAUGAGCCAGCAACCUUAGCCAAGGCUGUGACACAGAGUCACACUAAGAGACUGUCAGCCAGAGCCAAGGACACAAACAGUUGCAGUUUGGGAAGAGUACUUGGCAGCUGGCUCACCACUGGAGUCCUGAGGCUGCUAUCAAGGACAAAACCGUGUCUCUGUAAGUGUGCCAAGGAGAAUAGAUUGUCUUCCAGCAUCUUUAAGGAAAAGGAGUCCCUGGAUUGAACAAGAGACUUGUGAACUAGCAGGGGUGUCCAAGAGCCCGCUCACAGGAGGCAAACCUCUGGACUGUGCCAGGUAGAGUACCUACACCCUCUUGUGCCAGGUACAGUACUUACACUCUCUAGCACAAUGCAGGAGACAGAACACAGACCCUUACUUGCCAUUGCCAUCCUUUGCUGCCUGGCCAUUCUUCCUUUCUUAGUGGAUGCCAAAGGCACGUAUUACCCACCGCCAGCCACAGGAAGAUUCAUUCACAACCUGUAUACCUCCGGCUCCCAGCCUCGGCUCUACGGCAAGCCUAUUGGGAAACACAGGAAUUUUUGCAUGUAUAUUGUAGAGAAGAAUGUGACCUGCACACAGCAGGAUGGAAUGGAACCAUAUAUCAAGGCCGAGUAUCUUACUUGUACCUGGGGACCCAAGUGUCAAGGCACAGUUGUGUAUAGGACGCUCUACAGGCCCAAGUACAAGAUUGGGUACAAGGUGGUGACUGAACUAGAGUGGCGUUGCUGCCCUGGACAUACUGGAGAUUCAUGCCAAGAUGGAUCCAUCCCUCACUCUGGUUUCCUGCCUCCCUACCAAGGACCUAAAGCUGGCCCAGCACACAGGCCUUUACCUCCACCCAAGAGCCCUCCAACAUAUAACCUGCAGCCAAAAAAUGGCUUUGGUCGGAAGAUGGCUACUAUAUUUGGAGAACGUAUGGACCGCGUGGAGGAAGAGGUCAGGCGGCUUUCUCAGUCAUAUGAAAGUUUGCAGGGAGUAGUUACCAGUUUGGGAGAUUCCCUACGCCUUUCUAUCCAAGAAGAUACAAACAAGAUGAUUGGUUCCCUUAUCAACAGUCCCAGUUCUGCCUCACAGUCUUCUGUGGAAUUUGGAGUGAUCCCUGAUGCACUUGCUGAAGCACCCCACAUCCCCGGAGACAUCUCUGGCAAGGUAGCUGAAGUAUCUGAUAUUUUGCGCACCAAGACUGAACUGCUGGAUGAGGUCAAUGGGAUGGUAAUGGGACAUGAAGCCCAACUGAAGCACCUGCUGGAUGCAGCAAAGCCAUCUGCCCUCACCUCCACUGAACUACUGGAUCAAUAUCUAGAGGGUAAAUUAGCUGAGUCCAGAGCGCAACUGCUGGAAGGAAUAGAGACACGUCUACAGAAUAUCCAGGGGGUAUGCGAUGUCAAGGUGCAAACAGUGAAGAAAGAAUGCAUAGAUGGGGAGCAGGCUGCAUCUUAUAGGAUUCAGCAGGAAAUGGAUGGAAAGGAAGUGGAGAUGAGAAAGGAGAUGUCCGCUCUGAAUGCCAAAGUGAUUGGGUUUAGUGCCCCUGAAGGUUGUUGUGGAAGAAUUGAUGGUCUUAUUAAACGUAUAGAAGAAUUAGAACGUAACAUGCGACAGCUUACUGAAGACCACCAUAGCCUGAGACAAAAAUUGGAUGUGGAGAUUGCACAAAUUAUGGUAGAACCUCAAGUUAAUAUGAGGUUGGAUGAUGUUGAAAGCAGACUGAACCUUACAGAGGAAGGCAUUAGGAGGUGCUGCCAGGAAGGAGGGGAUAAUGGCCAUUUCCUGGCUGAACUGGAUGGAGUAAAAGUCUCUGUAGAUGAUAAGAUGAGAGUUCUGGAGGAGAGGCUGAUAACUGCCGUAGGAGAGCUGGGCAAUGCCACAAUUCCACUGGAUGGGGCCGUGAUGCCAUUGCUUGAUGCUCAGAUCUCUGAGUUGCGUAGAGAGGGCAUGGAGGGCAUGUCAGUAAUUCAGACCCGGUUAACUGCUGUAGAGGAAUUGUGUGCUACUGGAUGCUCUGUGCCUGGUGGUGAGUCCAUCACUGACAUCCACAAUGAGAUUUUGCAAUGCCGUGAACAGGGUCAAGACCUUCGCACCCAAAUCGACCACCUGAACAACACUAUUCUGGGAAUUCAAAGGCAUCUUGAAAUUCAGAAGGAAGAGGCUUUGCAAGGAGAAAUUACUCUCCUACAGGUAAACCUGCGGAGUGUGGGAAGGUCCCUACACGGUCUAGAGGAGACAGUAAAUAAGUAUGCAGAUACUGUUGUCCAGAUAAACACCUCAGCAGAGGAAAGGGGAAGUCGUCUAAAUGAAGAGUUAGUUUCUGUGCAAGGCCAAGUGGUAGGACAAGGUUCACAGAUCCGUACAAGUCGAACACAACUUAUGGGUCUACGUGGGGACAUGGAGAGGAUUAAGGCUCGCCUUGCAGGGCAGAUGGGAACCUGCCAUGUCAUUGCUCGUGAUCUAAAAGGAGAGGUGUCUCAAGUUGAGCACAGGUUGAAGCAAGUGGAGGGCUCUUGCCAUGGCCAAGAAACAAGCCUCUUAAGCUACCUGGACCAUAUUAACAAUACUCUUGCCUCCCAUGAGCAUGACUUGGUUUCCCUCAGACAUGGAAAAAACUCAGUCAACCAGCAGGCACCAAGCUUGACAUUGCCACCUACCACUGCUGCCACACCAGGGAAAAAGUAGCUGCAAAGAACUAGGUGGACGUAACAUUCUUGAGUGCCUCAGGAAGAACUAUGGGGUUAGACACUAAUAUGCACCAGUGGGGAGCUGCACACAAGAUCGAACAUUAAGCAGCAAACAUACAUUGAUACUGUGGUUAGAAAUAUCAGACUGAGUGGACAACCAGACCUGCUGCGUGGGAGAAAGAAGAAGAGGAAGUGCUGUUUGGUGCUAGGGCAUUAUACAUCUAUAUAAAGGGGUAUUUCACAGCAGUGCCUUUAUCUAUAGACUCUCAUAUUGUGGUUCUCUGCCCCCUUAUUUAUCUAAAAGUAAACCGUAAUGCACGGUAUCUUGUUAGAACACUGUGCUGUAAUGAACUUGUUUUUCUUGGGGAGUACAAUGCCAAAGGAAACUCAGAUACAACAACACGUCUGGGGAAACAAAAGAGUGACGCCGGGACUGUGCCAGGACUGGCAUGCUGAAUAUUUGCAGAUAAUAGAUCAGUAUCAGCCCAUUCUGCAUUCCUAAAGUCUGUUAUUCUUAAUAUCAUAAAGACCAUGGAUGCCAAACUCAUAGUUCAACAGCUAAGCUAGAACUCCCAUCACCCUUAGCAACGUAUGGGUAGCCACAGGUCCAGCUAAUAAUUAGCAUUCAUCUGUAUGUCAUAACUAUCUGUGUAACACAGGUGCCCUCUGCUGGAAUAUGGGAUUAAACAGACAGUUGUAUGCCUAGGGGUGGCAGUUAGAUUAAUUAUUUAAUAGGGCAAAUGGGAAUCACACCUACGGCCUUCUCAUAACCUGGGCCAUGAACAAACCCUUUUUUAAACCUUUUUCUCUUUAAUUAUUUUUUUUACAGGAUUGUGCAAGAUCUGAAACAACAUUAAGCCAUUUUAUAAAAAUAAAAAAAGGAAAAGUAUACCCCCAAACAAUGUAGGUUUCUAUACAUUAAUAUUGCGUAAUACAGUUCAUAUGCAAACCCCAGCUUGAUGUAGAUCCAGCAUGAUCUUGCAGGCAGAAAAACAGUUCACGUUGAUUUCUGUGAAGAAAGCCAAAUGGAUUGCCAGUAGCUGGAAAUCACUCUUUCUUUACACGGAGAGUCUGAUAUUUAACCAGAAAGGUCACUUAGCAAAUGCAGAAGAUCUGAGUAGGUCACAAGAGAUAUCAGGUAAUGAACUUCGCUUGGUUAUCUGUAUGCUGGAGGUUGCAGUCCAAGCGACUGCAGGAAGGUCCCUCCACUAGAGCAACCAGGGCACAAUCCCUUAUAACUAAACCUUGGUUCUCUCAACGCUAUACAUUAAGCUUUUUUCUUUGUCAAAAGCAUCCCUGACCCAAAGAUGAACCGUGUGAAUACUUGAUGGCAUCUAAGCUGCACAUUCAUGAUACAUGGCUGUUACCAAAGUUCAGUUCUCUCCACAAAAAGCAAGUUUUGUUACUGUAGGAGGAUGCUAGGACUUGUUGUAGUUCAGCAAUAGCUGGGAAAUCAGGUGUUUUUGCUGGUGUGUAGCUGCUGACUUGAUACCAAAGGAUUGAGUGGGUUGGCCUGAAUUGAUGCCCUGGCAUCUACAAUUUUUUCACUGUUUCACAAAUUUCACGGGAAAUUCUCGAAACAUCGAAAAAUUUGUGGAACUCUCAUUUUGACGCCCGUGUAAAUUUUGAUGCCGGCGUUCAAGUCAAUGGGCGUCCGAACAAUGUUUUGAAGUGAGCGACUUUUCAGCCGCGCGGGGGGAAUUUUCGAUGCAGUUUUGCGAAUUUAUUCGCCGGCGGCAAAAAGUAGAAAUUUGCCGUGAAUUUGCGCCUCGCGAAUUUAUUCGCCCAUCACUAUUCAUAACCUCUCCUAUCUUCCAACUGUCAUUAUCCAUCUAGUUGCUAGGGUCAGGGGGAUCCUAAUGACCAAAUAAUAGUUUCAGUGUUAGACCUGGAGAGCACCUAGAAUGUUUGCAGUUUCAUAUAAUGGUAUGUACAGAAGGUAUCAAAUCCAUGGCUGAGAUGCAGUGCCCUUAGAAUAUUGCCAUUUGAAGUAGAAUGCUCUGGAUCACUCAGUCCCUUCAUUAGCAGGGACCCCACAACAUCACUCUACAUAAUCUCUCAGACUUGAACAUCCAACUAACACAGGAGCCAUUGGGUUUUAUUCUGUGGGUUACAUGAUUUUCUUAUCUCUUUUUUUUUUUUUUUUUACAAAAAUGAAUAUUUUUUGUUAAAAACAAUUUAAACAAAUUGUUGGGCUCUUUUUGUAUUAUUUGUUAAAUAUGUUUGCAUACGAAUUGUCUCUCUGGUUUUGAAAUAAAAAUGUCUUUAGUGAAACUAA
Messenger RNA from Xenopus laevis (African clawed frog), 5248 nucleotides. It is a transcript of the gene emilin3.S, whose product is annotated as elastin microfibril interfacer 3 S homeolog. Lineage: Eukaryota; Metazoa; Chordata; Amphibia; Anura; Pipidae. Bases 647 to 2968 code for a protein of 773 amino acids. The record is from RefSeq and is a predicted model, not a curated record. Gene Ontology annotation, cellular component: extracellular region; extracellular matrix. The transcript has 4 exons.